GGUUUUAUCCUCUAGCUUUUGGAUUUGUUGAUUCUGAGACAGAGGAGAAUUGGACUUGGUUUCCUCAACAUUUUGCUGCUAUAUUGUUACUGAUGGGGAAAAUGGUGACUUUUUCUCAGACCGCAAUCAAGAAUUUGAUAUCGAAGUACCCGAAGUCAGGUUAUGGGAAAUUGUUCCAAGACCAUGUUAUCAAUCUAUUUAGUAAAUACGCAUAUGCUGUUACGGAGGAAGAGUUUAAAGUAGCAAUGGAUGAGUUGGUGAUUGUUGAGAGUUUGAAAGUGAAGACAUUUAUAUUUGAUUUGUCUAGAGAUCACUAUGCCAAUGCUUUUUUCAAAGGAAUGCGUUACGGGGAGAUGGCAAACAGUUUAGCUGGGUCGUUUAAUAAUUGGAUGGAAACAAGACUAUGGGAAAACACGGAGGCUGGUAGGACUUGGGCAGUUCGUCGUUCUAGUUGCAUUGUUUUUGAAGUAUUUGCUGGUUAUUCUGUGACGGUUGAUCUUGGGCAAAGGACAUGUUCUUGCCGUCUUUGGCAAAUUGAUGGUUUUCCUUGUACGCAUGUCGUGGUUGCAAUUCUAGCAAAGAAAGAUUCGGUUUAUGAUUACGUUAAGUGUUACUACAGUUCUGACUUCUUUCGAAAAGUCUAUGAGAGUCCUAUUUUUCCUAUUCCAUAUAUUGGGAAAGGUUUGGCAGUAACGGUUCAGUUGCUGGAGUUGUGCUUCCGCCAAUUACAAAGAGGCCAGUCAAAAGACCACCAACGAAGAGGAUCAAAGCUUUUGGUGAAGUUACAAGGCCAUUGA
Molecule: messenger RNA, 797 nt
Organism: Prunus avium (sweet cherry)
Lineage: Eukaryota; Viridiplantae; Streptophyta; Magnoliopsida; Rosales; Rosaceae
Source: RefSeq, a predicted model, not a curated record